Molecule: messenger RNA, 2038 nt
Organism: Durio zibethinus
Lineage: Eukaryota; Viridiplantae; Streptophyta; Magnoliopsida; Malvales; Malvaceae
Product: magnesium transporter MRS2-3-like
Biological process (GO): magnesium ion transport
Molecular function (GO): magnesium ion transmembrane transporter activity
Source: RefSeq, a predicted model, not a curated record
UUAACUUCAAGGGUUCAUUUUCUAUAUAGAUAAAUAAUAAGUUAAUAACUACGUGUUACUGCUCAUUGCAAAGGACCACUGCUUUUCUCAUGUUCAUUCAUGGACAAACAAUACAAACGGCACUUUUCUUGCUAUUAACUUCCGGUUACGAGUGACCCCUAGAGAAUAAACUCCAAUGAGAACUCAGCCUACACCGCCACCGCCCAAAUCCGAAGACGAUCCGGACGUACCAAUUCGCCCCACUCCAAUCCCGAAUCAAACUGUCACCUCCACCGUCCCUGGUCAUCGGAAAAAAGGGACCGGUGUCCGGGCAUGGCUUCUACUGGACUCGACCGGCCAUACCCAGAUGGUGGAGGCCGGAAAGCAUGCUAUAAUGAGACGUACGGGGUUACCCGCUCGAGAUCUUCGGAUAUUGGACCCGCUUCUGUCGUACCCGUCGACGAUUCUGGGUCGAGAAAGGGCGGUCGUGAUUAACUUGGAGCAUAUAAAGGCAAUCAUCACGGCCCAAGAGGUUUUUCUGUUGAAUUCCAAGGAUCCUUCGGUUACGCCGUUUGUUAAUGAGCUACAAAGGCGGAUUUUUUGUCAUUAUCAAGCAACCAAAGCCCAGGAGGGCGCUAUUGAUGAUUCGAGCUGCAUAAUUCGAAGUAGUUCUCAAAAUUUGUCAGCAAGGAUUUCACAGCCUCGGAAUCAAGAUGAGGAAGGUAAGGCAGAAGAGAAACAGGGUCUUGAGAACCCAAAUGGAUCAAAGAUUCUCCCAUUGGAGUUUGUUGCAUUAGAGGCAUGCCUUGAAGCUGCUUGCAGCUGCUUAGAAAAUGAAGCAAGGACAUUGGAGCAAGAGGCUUAUCCAGCCUUGGAUAAAUUGACCUCAAAGAUUAGUACUCUCAAUUUGGAGCGUGUUCGCCAAAUUAAAAGCCGGUUGGUUGCAAUAACUGGGCGUGUUCAAAAGGUAAGGGAUGAAUUGGAACACUUGCUAGAUGAUGAUGAAGAUAUGGCUGAGAUGUAUUUAACUGAGAAACAACUACUUGAAAAUUCUUCAACCUCUUCUAUGAAUGAGAGAGAUGAUAUGGAUGAAAUUCUUCAACCAGACAUGGAUGACAGGACACCUGCUGAAAUCUCCUUGGCAACCAAUUUUCAAGGUGAUAAUUUGUUUGGUGCUCCUAAUGCAAUUGGCAGAGACAGCCAUGGAACUCGUACAAGUACCACUCGCAGUACUAUCAGCAAGCGCCUUGAUGUAGAGGAGUUAGAAAUGCUCUUGGAAGCAUACUUUGUACAAAUUGAUGGUACACUGAACAAGCUAUCCACGCUGAGGGAAUAUGUGGAUGACACAGAGGAUUAUAUUAACAUAAUGCUGGAUGACAAACAGAACCAUCUCCUGCAGAUGGGAGUCAUGCUGACGACAGCAACGCUUGUCAUCAGUGCCUUUAUCGUUGUUGCCGGUAUCUUUGGCAUGAACAUCCAUAUUGAGCUAUUUGAUGAAAGUAAAGCAGGGAUGCCAGAAUUUCUAUGGACAAUUGGAGGUGGUACCACUGGGACGAUAUUCCUCUAUGUGAUUGCUAUUGCAUGGUGCAAGUACAAGCGCUUGUUAUAGUAGUGGGGACUAAGCUGCGUAUCUUCUAAAGCCAUGGAUAAUACAUGAAGUGAAGCAUCUCGUGGAAACCUGUGAGGAUUUGCUUUUAUGUUUGCCUUGUGCGGGCAACACUAAUUUGUAAUUACAUUUAAGUAUCCUGUACUUGGUGACCUGUAUAAAUCUCUUAAAUGCUGUUAACGAUUUGUGACUCUGAUACAAUCAACAUCACCCUAAAAUCUGAAUAUUCUGGUUCUGUUCUUUGUGCUACCAAAAGUUUCAGAACAAAAUAAACGUGUUGUACUGUUCUUGACCUCGCUCAUCUUUUUUACUGCCACCUAUUUUUCUUGCCAAGGCCAUACGAGUAAAUUAAAAAAAUUGAAAGAAAAAAAAAAGGGGUUGUGAAGACUAGUUCCAAUAAAUUAAUGCAUUCUCCACUUACUCUUUUUUCUUUUUCAUGCACGGCAGACUAAA